Yamadazyma tenuis ATCC 10573 is the source of this 1307-nucleotide messenger RNA. It is a transcript of the gene PEX3, whose product is annotated as peroxisomal biogenesis factor 3. NCBI's taxonomy places the organism in Eukaryota, Fungi, Ascomycota, Pichiomycetes, Serinales, Debaryomycetaceae. The record is from RefSeq and is a predicted model, not a curated record. Gene Ontology annotation, biological process: protein import into peroxisome membrane. Gene Ontology annotation, cellular component: peroxisomal membrane. Gene Ontology annotation, molecular function: protein-macromolecule adaptor activity.
AACGAAACUCAAGUCAAAAAGUUAUACCCCAGAUUAAAUAACUUUAAGUCAUGGCAAUUUUUUCGUCCUUAAGUGGCUUCUUCAAUCGAAACAAGCGUAAGAUAAUAAUCGCAUCUACACUUUCUGUCUCAUUAUACUAUUUGAUUAAUCAUUUUGUUGUCAAGAAACUCAGAAGCUUUCAGGAUUCCCUCAGGCAAGAGUUAUUUAUCAAAGAACAGAUUAAGAGAAGAUUCAUCCAAACUCAAAAUGACUGUUACUACACGUUGAUCGCUCUCUUGCCGGUAUUGGUUCCACCAAUCAUCGAUAACUCGCCAACUGAGAUGAUCACCAAAGCGUUGAAAUUAAAGAAAUCCAACUUGAGCGCCUCCUCAAGCUCUAUCCCCAAGGAAAUCAGUGACAGCUUAUUAACCACCGACAAUUUGAUUUUACACUCCAAUGCCAAUGAUAACGAUUUGUCUUUGUAUUUGAAUAAGUCCAAGACCGAAUUAUGGCGGUUGUUAAAGAUCAAAACUGUUACUAGAUUCUUGACAUUAAUUUACUCCAUUUCCUCAUUGUUGCUCUUAACUCGUUUACAAUUGAAUAUCUUGGCCAGAAAGUCUUACUUGCAAAGUGCCAUUUUGAUGACCAAUGGAUCCAAGCCAGAUUCGGUAGACAAUAACGAGAUUUACUUGAUUGAACAGAGCUAUUUGAGUCUUAGUUGGUGGCUCUUGAACAAGGGGUGGGUGGCUCUUAAUUAUGAAAUCGAAAGUAAAGUUGAAAGCAAGUUCCGUCUGAUCAAUGCCAGAACAGAGAUGUCCUUGAACGACUUUUCAGUUUUACUUGCUGAUACGGUUGACUCCAUAAAUGCUGAUAAAGAAUUGGUCAUAAGCACGAUCUGGCCUAACUUUGAUGAUUUAAACUUGACGCUACUCAACACAACCCCAUCAUUAAUCAAUGAGUACAAUGACGAAUUUUUGAAGUUGAUAAACGAAACCAACCUUAUUACCAGCAGUGAUGUUUUCGCCAAUAACUUGUCUCAAAUGGUUCACUCUUGCUUACAAACGUUGAAUUCCAAUCUAUCUCCAUUAAGUGGUAACAUGAACUUGAAGUUGGCCAAUUUGUUGGCCCAAUUAUCAAUUCAGUGUGAAAUCCUCUGCAACAACAGUACCGCCACCUCCAACAGUAACGAGAAUAUUAACGAUAAUGAAUUGGCUGGUAACGAUUACAUUAACCAUAUAAAUGACCUAGAAUGCCUUGAUGCCUUCAGUGCAAGUAUAUACUCUAAUAUUGAAUAGGAAAAUUAUUUAGGUUAAUAGAGUCCCAUUCCU